Messenger RNA from Bombina bombina (fire-bellied toad), 1827 nucleotides. RefSeq names its product plasmalemma vesicle associated protein (gene PLVAP). The record is from RefSeq and is a predicted model, not a curated record. NCBI's taxonomy places the organism in Eukaryota, Metazoa, Chordata, Amphibia, Anura, Bombinatoridae. Gene Ontology annotation, biological process: regulation of vascular permeability; positive regulation of cellular extravasation. Gene Ontology annotation, cellular component: caveola. Bases 145 to 1284 code for a protein of 379 amino acids. The transcript has 5 exons.
AGAGAAGUAGCUCUACUACAUACAGCCUAAACUAUGAUAAGGUUACCAUUUUAAAUGGUUUGCGCUAGAUCCUAUAGAAGAGACUGAUCAACAUCAAUAGAAGCCAUAAAAAUAAACUUAAAUAGUCCACAAAAAAUCAGAACCAUGGAAAGGAGCUAUGCAAUUUCUAGGUUUGGACUUGAAUCAAAGGACAUCCUCAAAUCAAAGCAGAAAGGCUGCUCCUACUACUGCAAGUAUUUCUUUCUUUUCACCUCUUGUAUUGAGUUUCUUAUUCUGAUAGGGUUAGUUCUCUUCAUGAUCUAUGGAAAUGCACACGUUACCACAGAAAAGCGACUCAACAGUGUGCAGGAACUCAACCAGAAAUAUAUGAUGGAGAACAAGCAGCUCAUGAGUAAGCUCAGCAGUAUGAGGAUGGAGAGGGAUGACUGCUAUGGGAGGUUACAAAUAAAGAAGUUGAGUUUUGAAGACAUUAGCAACAUUUUACAGUCACAGAUAUUGCAAAUUCAAGAGUUGAACAAGACAUAUACAACUACUUUGAAGCUUUAUCAUACCUGCAGUUUGGAAUUUGCAAAGCUCAGCAAAUCCUGCACUGAUGAAAAGAAAUUGUUGCAGCAGAAUAAUAAGUUCCUGGACACCGAGUAUAAAAACUAUAAGGAAAACUGCACCACAAACAUGGAUCUUAUAAAAUCUCGAGAGCGCCAGGCAAGUUCUGAUAGAGACAAAUACCAAGUAGAUAAAAUAGCCCUACAGGAAGAGGCUAAUGUUCUGAAAGCUCAGGUGGAUUUGUUUAAGAGUACAUGCACCUCAAUAGAUGAAAAGUUUAAGGCCGAGCUACAGCAGCAAAAAGAAAAUUUUGAGACGCGUUUCAAGCAAUUCACCAAUUGUGGAAGCUGUAAGUAUUUGAAUAUAGAAACAGAGAAGCGAAUUGAUGAAAGACUGAUGAAUCUGAAGCAGCAUGUCAGCGCCACCAUCCUGGAGAACAAUUUACUAAACAUCAGCAAGAGCAGGACUGAAAAGGAACUGGCACAGUGUGCUCAAGACAAAGAUAACAUGCAGAACAAGUGGAACUCUGAGAUAAAGGCAGCCUACAAUGAGAAGGAAUUGCUUAGAGCUGAGAUCGAUGAGAUGGACAGAAGACUGAAGAAAAGUAUACAGACUCUGAAUAGGACCACAAGUGAUCUGGAGAGCAAAAAAGUAGAGCUCCUGCACUGCAUGAUGUCUUCGGUAAGCCAAAAGCAAGGAUUGAACACCUGGAUAAUACAGACGCGCCUGAAAUCAAACUAGAGUGUUUAAUUCAGAAGCACCAACGGAGAAGAGAGGAUGAGGGUUAUAUUUCCAAACAUUCAUAAAAACCACUACGCUGAAAAUGACUCAAUAUUUUUACUUAUCAAUAGUCAUGUCUGACAAAACCAAGUCUUACUCAAUUACUUAACAUGAAAAGAAAACCUAACUUGGGUAGAGAAUGAGAAAGCUAAAGUCCAACAAUGUCAUAGAGCAUUAUGUCUAUUGAUACUUAAUAAUGUUACAGCAUAUUAUUAGUUAGUGAACAAAUUAUUAGCUAAAUUUAGUUCUUAUUUUAGAUUAUUCAUAGUUGAUUAAAAUCUUAAUUUUUUUUUAUAUAAAAGUGCAAAUAUACUUUUUUAAUUUAAAAAAAUUGUAAUACUAAUUAGAAUAAUUCCUGUAAUGAUUUAAAUAAAUAUAGGGGAGCAGAGCCCCUUAUGGGUUUAAAGGAAAACGUUUGAUAUAUACACAGUAUGGACAAAACCCUCAGGAAAUAGAGAAGAUACAAGUCUCACUGGAUAGAAGGAGAAGCAUCUUGAUUACCUU